This is a messenger RNA of Chironomus riparius, 495 nucleotides long. The record is from the annotation of a GenBank genome assembly. NCBI's taxonomy places the organism in Eukaryota, Metazoa, Arthropoda, Insecta, Diptera, Chironomidae.
UAUAGAAAAAAAUGAAUUUUUUCACAAUUUUACUUGGACUUGCUUUGGUCGUAGCUGCUUAUGCUCAUGAACAUGCAUCAAGCUAUGUUAAGAGAACAGAUGAACAUGGACAUCAUACAGAAAUUAAGGUUGAGGCUCAUCAUGGUGAAGAUCAUGGACAUGGACAUGAUGAAUACAAACAUGUUGACUACAUCCAUCAUCCAGCCUAUAAAUUUGAAUAUGGAGUUAAGGACCCAAAGACAAAGGAUCAUCAUAGCCAAUGGGAGCAUCGUGAUGGAGAUGUUGUUAAAGGAGAAUACUCACUUGAUGAAGCUGAUGGAACCAAGAGAAUUGUAAAAUACUCAUCAGACAAGAAAGGAGGUUUCACUGCUCAUGUUGAGAGAGUCGGACAUGCUUCUCAUCCAGCUCAUUAUGGCCAUCAUGAAGAAGAACAUCAUCACUAAAAGAUUUCACUAUUCAAAAGCUCUGUGAUAAACUUAGAUUGUUAACUACUCA